Clarias gariepinus (North African catfish) is the source of this 2610-nucleotide messenger RNA. RefSeq names its product extracellular calcium-sensing receptor. The coding region runs from base 1 to 2610 and encodes 869 amino acids. The record is from RefSeq and is a predicted model, not a curated record. NCBI's taxonomy places the organism in Eukaryota, Metazoa, Chordata, Actinopteri, Siluriformes, Clariidae. Gene Ontology annotation, molecular function: G protein-coupled receptor activity. Gene Ontology annotation, biological process: G protein-coupled receptor signaling pathway. The transcript is spliced from 6 exons. Gene Ontology annotation, cellular component: membrane.
AUGCCAGUGGAUGAGCUGGCACCUUUAGCUAUUUUUCUGCUCCUCUGGCUUAAGAUUCAUUCAUCAGAGUCAAGCAAUGGCUGUUGGAGAAUUGGAGAAUAUAAUCCUCAUGUGCUGGAAAUGGAUGGAGAUGUUAUACUUGGAGGGCUUUUUCCUCUACAUUACAGUACUCCACCACAUGGUUAUAAUUUUACAAACCAACCACAGGGUCAGAAGUGUAGUGGUUUUGACCUGAGGGCUUUCCGCUGGGUCCAAACUAUGGUCUUUGCAAUUGACGAGAUAAACAGAAACCCUCGGCUUUUGCCAGGUGUGAAACUUGGUUAUCGGAUCCUGGACGGUUGUGAUCAUGUCCACACCAGUCUACAGCAUGCUUUCUCUCUGGUCAAUGGACCUUCUUUUCUUCAGACAAAUGGCUCUGUAGCCAGAAGCCUUCCUUGCUUUUCUACAUCUCCUGUUCCUGCAAUAAUAGGCCAGGCAUCAUCUACACCUACCCGAGCUAUAGCUGACACAUUUGGGCCUUUUGAAAUCCCUUUGAUCAGCUACUUUGCAACCUGCACAUGUCUGACUGACAAACGCAUGUACCCAACUUUUCUCCGGACUGUUCCCAGUGAUGUCUUCCAGGUGCAUGCACUGGUAAAACUGAUGGCCCAUUUUGGCUGGCACUGGGUGGGCACAAUUGGUACAGAUGAUGACUAUAGUGAAUAUGGAAUCCAAGCCUUCACUGAGAAGUUUAAAAAAAUGGGUGGUUGUGUGGCUUUUCAUCACACCCUCCCCAAACAGCCCACCACAGACCAAAUUAGUGCCAUCACUGACACACUGGAAGCUUCCACAGCCAGAGUGAUUGUGGUAUUUGCCACAGAAGGUCAACUUCAACAGUUUCUAUCAGAGGUGGCAAGGAGAAACCUAACAGGCAGGCAGUGGGUAGCCAGUGAAGCCUGGAUAACUGCCAAUCUUCUUACAUCCCCAUUGUUCCAGCAUGUGUUAACUGGGACCCUUGGAUUUUCAUUUAGGGGUGCAAAUAUUACUGGCCUUGCUGAGUUUCUUCUGAAAAUACUGCCAUCAAAUAACCCAAGAUCAGUUUUCACUAACAUGUUCUGGGAAGAACAAUUUAAUUGCCGUCUGGAUUAUACCAUUAGUGAGGGCUUGGACAGGCCACUCUGUACAGGCUUGGAAAAUCUGAAGGAAGUUAAAAGCAGCUACACAAGUGUGACUCCUGUGCGGGUUUCCUAUAAUGUGUACAAGGCCAUUUAUGCUAUUAGUCAUGCUCUACACCAACUGCUACAGUGCACAUCUAUAGCAAAUGCUUCAGCCCAGAGAAGCUGUAACUCCAGGGCAGAAUUCACACCUGGACAGUUGCUUUAUCAUCUGAGGAGAGUGAACUUCACCAAUCAGUUUGGGGAAAAGGUGUAUUUUGAUGGAAAUGGUGAGCCAGUGCCUCUUUAUGACAUCAUAAAUUGGCAGAAAGAUGGCCAAGGUGGAAUCAGGUUUCAGAGAGUGGGCAGCUAUGAUGGUUCAGCCCCGACUUGGCAGCAGCUCAAGCUGGACAUGGAUGUGAUAGAGUGGACAGGGGGGCAGAUCCAGAUUCCUGUGUCUCAGUGCACAGCCCCAUGUCCCCCUGGGACUCGACAAGCCAUGCGACAAGGUGAACCCAUCUGCUGUUUUGACUGUCUGCGUUGUACUGAGGGGGAGUUCACUAAUACAUCAGGAGCCACAGAAUGUACCCAGUGUCCUUUGUAUUACUGGUCCAAUUCUGAGCGUGUGGGAUGUGUGGAAGGCACGGAGGAAUUCCUUUCCUUUCAGGAGAUAAUGGGUAUCAUCCUUGUUACCCUGUCUCUCCUGGGGGUUGCUGGAGCAACUGCUGUUUCUGUCAUCUUUUUCCUCUACAGAUCUACACCUAUAGUCAAAGCAAACAACUCAGAGCUAAGCUUCCUGCUUUUGCUGUCAUUGAAACUCUGCUUUCUCUGUUCACUGGUGUUUCUGGGGCGGCCUUCACUGUGGUCCUGCCAAGCCCGACAGGCAGCCUUUGGCAUCAGUUUUGUCCUUUGCAUCUCCUGCAUCCUGGUCAAAUCUAUUGUAGUGCUGUUGGCUUUCCAUUCCACCAUGCCUGGGUCGAGUUCCCUUAAACAAUUUGGCCCUCCUCAGCAAAGAGCAUUUAUUGUCAGUUGUACUGGAGGCCAAGCCAUACUCUGCAUAAGUUGGUUGGGGUUAGCACCCCCCUACCCUUUUAAGAACACAUCUUAUCAGGGUGGCAGAAUCAUACUGGAGUGUAAAGAUGUUUGGCCUAUGGGCUUCUAUUUGGUGCUUGGUUACAUUGGUCUCCUCUCCUGUCUUUGCUUCAUUCUGGCCUUUUUGGGACGGAAACUUCCAGAUACAUUUAAUGAGGCUAAGUUAAUCACAUUUAGUAUGCUGAUCUUUUUUGCCGUUUGGAUUUCCUUUAUACCUGCAUACAACAGCAUCCCAGGUAAAUACACAGUAGCAGUGGAGAUAUUUGCCAUACUUGCCUCGAGUUUUGGCUUACUUUUCUGUAUCUUUGCUCCUAAAUGUUACAUUAUUCUCCUGAGGCCUGAACUUAAUACCAAAAAAGGAAUAACUGGUAAAACAUCUAAAUGA